Messenger RNA from Closterium sp. Naga37s-1, 2745 nucleotides. The record is from the annotation of a GenBank genome assembly. Lineage: Eukaryota; Viridiplantae; Streptophyta; Zygnematophyceae; Desmidiales; Closteriaceae.
AUGGCCUCAACGCCGAACCAACUGCGAGCUGCUCGUGACUAUGCAGCCGCUGAUGCCGCUGAUGGCGCCGACGGGGGCGAUCGUCACGCGCGCAUCGCGGAGCUGGAGCGCGCGGCGCGCAGGCAGCGGAAGGAGCGGCAGCAGCUGCUGGCGCAGGCCGACGCGGCAGCCGAGCGACUGGCGGCGACCGAAGCGGCGAUCGCGCGGCUGCUCGCCGGCGACACUCGUGAACGGCCUUCCGAGCAGCCAGCAGCCGUGCUGGCAGCUUCCGAGAAAUUGCAUCCUCAGUCGGAUGUAGAGAGUCCGGAGGGGGUGAGGGAUCGGUCGCAGCGGGUGGGGCAGAGGCGGGAGUGGGGUGGAGAAGCGAGCGAGAGGACUCCACACGGCGCGCAGGCGGGCAUUCCGAGGGAACAGCGGUCGCAGGCUGACGCUGAAACGGAGAGUGACUAUAUGGAAGGGAAGAAUAGGCGGGACCCGAGCAACAGGCAGAUUGUGAGGGGUCGUGGUGAUGCCGGCCCUGGUAGGGACGCUCGGGAGAACUUGGAUGGAAGGUUUGGAAGGGAGGUUCGGGAGAGCGGAGAUGGAAGGUUUGGUAGGGAGGUUCGGGAUAGCAGGGACAAAAGGUUUGGUAGGGGUGACGUGGGUGGGGACGACAGAGAGGGACGAGACAGCGGUGGGAGUAGAGGCGGGGAUGGGAGUAGAGGCGGGGAUGGGAGUAGAGGCGGGGAUGGGAGUAGAGGCGGGGAUGGGAGUAGAGGCGGGGAUGGGAGUAGAGGCGGGGAUGGGAGUAGAGGCGGGGAUGGGAGUAGAGGCGGGGAUGGGAGUAGAGGCUGGGAUGGGGAGAGAGGUGAGCGGUAUGGUGAGAAGGGACGACGGGGAGAGGGGGUGGGAGUCGGGGAUGCGAGGCACAGUGGUGUUGGGACAAGGGAUGUGAGUGCCAGCUUGAGGGAGAGGGAUGAACAUGCGGCGUUGAGGGCGAUGGGAGGGACUGGGCUUGCACGGGAUAAGGAGGAGAGCGCGAGGGAGAAGGAGGGGAGCGUGAGGGAGAAGGAGGGGAGCACGAGGGAGGAGGGGUGGGAGCGGAAGAGGAGGCGUGAGCAGGGCAGCGAGGAGGAGGGGCGGCGGAAGGUGGGUGGUGGCGGAGGAGAGUCGUGCGAGGAGCAGCGCAGGGUGGCAGAGGGCAGACAGGGGAGCCUGUCUCCCAUUCCCCGCCACCAUGCUGCUGCUGCUGCUGCUGCUGCUAGCAAGGCGGCAGGGAGCACGGAGAGGGGGAGCGUGCGGGGCGAUGGGGGCGGCGCGGGCAGGAAGAGCGCGUCGCCGCUUGCCAGGCGCACCGUGGUGGCGGGUGGGGGGGGCAGGAGGGAGGAUGACGUGGAGGGGGGCGGCAGAAAGACGAGGGAAUUGUCGCGUGGAGGCGCGGCGCUGCCGGCGGCAGGGAUGGCAGGCGGGAUGUCGUACGAUGACUUUCUGCUGCAGGGGGGGUCGGCUGCACGCGAGGGCGGGAAGGGGCUUCCUGGGAAGGAGCAGCGUGGAAAAGAAGAAAAGAAGACAGUCCACUGGCCGGUGGGACCUGACCAAUCAGAGGAGCUUGUGCAGCUGGUGCGGUGUGAGAGCAGUGAGCAGCGGGCAGCGCGGUGGUUACCACACCUGCUGCCGCCCACCUACAUCCCCAGCAACCACCGCCGCCGCCUGCGCUCCAUUGAAUUCAACCCGGCCAACCCCGCACACUGUGCUGUCAGCUCGCUGGACGGGACUGUCAGCUUCUGGGCCAUCACCGCCUCUGGGCGCAACAUGAGUCGGCGCUUCACAGCGGACUGUGCGCCGAGCAAGCGCUGGCCGGAGGACAUAGCAUGGCACCCCUCGGGCUCGCACCUGCUGGCCACCUUUGAGGCGGACGGCAAGGCGUGCCAGGUGGCGGCUCUCAGGAAUGCACCCAAUGCCCCCUGUGUGGCGCUGCCAGCAAGGCCGCACCAGAAGGGCGUGAUCAACAGCAUCCGCUACCUGCCGUGGGAGGGGCCGCCCUUUGUGUUCGCCACGGGCGGCAGCGACCACGGGGUGGUGCUGUGGCGCGAGGAGCACGGCCAAGGGGGCGGCGCAGGGGCAGCAGGGGACCUGCCCAAGCUCACGCCCAAGCUGCUGCACGGCACGCGGCACACGGCGGGCGUGUACGCCACGGAGGGGCUGAGGGGGCGCACCGUUGUGCUGUCGGUGGCGGCAGACAAGCGCAUUCUGGGGUGCGACGCGGAGAGGGGCGGCUCACAGCUGGUGUUCUCCGACAUGCUGGAGUCGCGGCUGACCGACGUGCUCGCCAAUCCUCUUGACUUCAACCUCUUCCUCAUGCAGUCGGGCACGCCAUGUGAGCAACUGAGGCUGUACGACUUCCGGGCGCCGCGCAAGCAGCAGCACAUAUUCGGGUGGGAGCAGUCGGCGUCCGACUCGCAGUCCGCACUCAUCUCCUCCUGCUGGGCGCCCAGCGGGCUGCAGGUGAGUGUGGGGUCGGCAGACCCCAAGGUGCACAUAUUUGACGUGCGCUGGGUGGGCAUGAAGCCAUCGCUCACAGUGGAUGCUUUAAGAGCGGAUCCCAAGGUGCACAUAUUCGACGUGCGGUGGGUGGGCAUGAAGCCGGCGCUCACAGUGGAUGCGCACGACAAGCGGGUCUUCAAGGCUGCAUGGCAUCCCACGCAGCCACUGAUAGUUUCCAUUGCCUCUGAUCUUAAUAUUGGCCUCAACCCGAUUCGCACGUGA